CUUCCUCUUCCCGCAGUCACUGCUGCUGCUGCUUCAGCCUUGCCGCGUGCACCAUGCAGCCCCCUCGUCUCCUCCUCUUCCUCUUUCUCCCCCUCCUCCUCCCUGGGAUGUGGGCAGACCCAGAGGCAGAGCCACAGGUUUUACAGCUGCUCCAGACCAGUUUUAUCACCAACUUCAGCUCUGCUGAGAUGUCCGGGGUUGCUCUGCUGGGGGACGUGCCCAUCUUUGCACUGGAUCCUGCCAACUGGAGCAUCCACUUCCACUGGCCCUGGGCCCGCCAGGCCACAGCCGAGGGUGAUGCAGAGAAGAUCAAAUCCCACUCAAAACUCUUUCUGCGCAACAUGGUCCGAUACGUGCACGAAAUGGCCCAGCAGGCGCAACAUGACUAUCCAUUGGUGGUCCAGAUCCGUGCGGGCUGUGUGCUGCACCCCAAUAGGACAAGCUGGGGCUUCAUGGAUGUCGGAGGGGGUGGCAGAGACCUCAUAGCUUUUGAGAUGGAGAGGCAGCGCUGGGAGCCCCGGCAGCCAUCCCCACUAGCUGAGCUUGUCAGCAAGUCCCUCACCAGCAAGAAGGCCAUCACAGCGGUCCUGGAGCACCUCCUCUCCAUUUCCUGCCAAAGCUACAUCCUCACCCUGUGCCGGUACGGGAGGGCUGAUCUGGAGAGACAAGAGCCACCCGUUGCCACGGUCUUCGCCCGCAUGCCCAAACCAGACCAGCUCCUGCUGGUUUGCCGCGUCACUGGCUUCUACCCACGGCCCAUCAGCGUGGCCUGGCUGCAGGAUGGCCAGGAGGUGCCGCCAGGCCCAGCGCUCAACACCAGCGCCAUCCUGCCCAACGCCGACCUCACCUACCAGCUCCGCAGCAUCCUGGCCGUGGCCCCCCACGACGGGCACAGCUACGCUUGCCGCGUGCGCCACCGCAGCCUGGGCACCCGCAGCCUCCUCAUCCCAUGGGAAAACCACAGCAUAGCUCCAACUGUCGGCAUCGCCAUCGCAGUGCUGCUCCUCGUGGCCACAGCCUCUGCUGGGGGGGUUUGGUGGUGGAAGCGCAGGAAAGGUGAAGAGGCCACGUGGGAGAUCCAGGAAUUCAUCAUUUGAGGCCUGACUGCCCGCCUGGCAACAAGCUCUCUCGCUACCAGCUCUCCCUGCUCAUCUCAUGUCCCAUCCCUGACCCAUCAGCACUGACAGGGGUUUGCUGUGGAAAACCACAGCAUUAAACAGCUACGAACCUCCCAA
Harpia harpyja (harpy eagle) is the source of this 1235-nucleotide messenger RNA. RefSeq names its product T-cell surface glycoprotein CD1b-3-like. The transcript is spliced from 6 exons. The record is from RefSeq and is a predicted model, not a curated record. Gene Ontology annotation, molecular function: endogenous lipid antigen binding; lipopeptide binding; exogenous lipid antigen binding. NCBI's taxonomy places the organism in Eukaryota, Metazoa, Chordata, Aves, Accipitriformes, Accipitridae. Gene Ontology annotation, cellular component: external side of plasma membrane. Gene Ontology annotation, biological process: immune response; positive regulation of T cell mediated cytotoxicity; antigen processing and presentation, endogenous lipid antigen via MHC class Ib. Bases 54 to 1097 code for a protein of 347 amino acids.